Messenger RNA from Onychostruthus taczanowskii (white-rumped snowfinch), 396 nucleotides. RefSeq names its product keratinocyte associated protein 2 (gene KRTCAP2). Bases 78 to 371 code for a protein of 97 amino acids. Lineage: Eukaryota; Metazoa; Chordata; Aves; Passeriformes; Passeridae. The transcript has 2 exons. The record is from RefSeq and is a predicted model, not a curated record.
CGGGGCCUCUCGCGCAUGCGUAGAGGCGUAGCCCGGCGCUGCUGCCGUGUCUCUGCUGCGCGCUGGGCGGAGCGCGCAUGCGCGGAACGGCGGCACCGGGAGCGGCACCGGGACGGGCUGGGGGCACCAUGGCCGUAGGCACGGGCACGUCGCUGGCGCUGUCGUCGCUGCUGUCGCUGCUGCUGUUCGCCGGGAUGCAGAUGUACAGCCGGCAGCUGGCCUCCACCGAGUGGCUCACCAUCCAGGGCGGGCUGCUGGGCUCGGCGCUCUUCGUCUGCUCCCUCACGGCAUCCCUGGGCACGGCAGAGGGGCCGCAGGGCCCGGGGGGCUGGGAACAGCACCACGGGGGUGGUGGGGGGCAGCCCCCGUAACAGCCCCCUACUGCCAGCCACACUG